AUGGACAUGAGUGUGGGGCCGCCCAGGUCACGCGAAGCCCGAUGCGACACACACCUCUGCGCCCGUGGACUCGAGGACGCACCUGAAGGGAUUUCAGAGCUCCAGCCGGAGCGCGGGUGGAGACCUCUGUCCCCGGGGAGCCUCCCUGUGCCCCCCAGAGAGGGUCGGACACGGGAGCCGUCCAAGAGGGGCCCCGGGAGGCUGGGCCGCAGCGCAGCAGAGCGGGCGCUGAAACGGCGCCUUCCCAGAGCGGUGGACGGUCAGCGAUGCUGGUCCUGGAGCCGGGCCAGCCUGGCGUCGGGGAUUCGUGCUGCACCCCCCGCACCCCCGAAGGUGUCAGGAGCUGAGACGGUGCCCGUGGGGGCCUCGGUGUUUCCUGGGCUGCAGGGAGUGAGAGGAUUAAUAGCUGCAGUUGUGGCUGCAAAUCACUUCACAGAGCGGACGGAGGCACAGAGAAGUGCCUUGGAGUGGACUGAACGUCAGGCUGAGAAAGUCCGUCCUCCGCCGUCCGGCCCCUGUGCCGGGGUCGUCAAUCAGCUUAGGCCAGCCUUUGUCGUCGUCUCAUCCUGCACCCGGCGCUGGCCGUGUUCUCACACCAUCCUCAGGUUCACCGGCAGCUGUGAGGCUGAGCUGCGUUGGAGCUGGAAAAGCCCUUAG
This is a messenger RNA of Rangifer tarandus platyrhynchus (Svalbard reindeer), 657 nucleotides long. The record is from the annotation of a GenBank genome assembly. Lineage: Eukaryota; Metazoa; Chordata; Mammalia; Artiodactyla; Cervidae.